Mucor mucedo is the source of this 590-nucleotide messenger RNA. RefSeq names its product ricin B lectin domain-containing protein. The coding region runs from base 25 to 561 and encodes 178 amino acids. The transcript is spliced from 5 exons. NCBI's taxonomy places the organism in Eukaryota, Fungi, Mucoromycota, Mucoromycetes, Mucorales, Mucoraceae. The record is from RefSeq and is a predicted model, not a curated record.
CUUUUUUUUUUUUAACUAUUCAGCAUGUCGAAUUUCCCUCCCGGAUGGUUCUUUAUCCAAUCUAAAUGCUCGCAUCAAAUGGUACUCGAUGUUCACUUGGAUUCGUUAAAAGCAGCGGCAAAAGUGGUUGUUUGGCCCAAGAAGACAAAAGAUAUGGAUAACCAACUAUGGAUGUAUGAUCACGGUUACAUCAUCAACAAGAAUUCCGGCAUGGUUUUAGACGUGCAAGGAGGUAUGUUGGAAAACGAUAAGCAAAUCAUCCAGUAUAAACGAAAAAUGAUCGAAGACGCCCAAAAUCAAAGAUGGUACUAUCGUGAAGAUGGUGUUAUAUACCCCCAAGUUAAUCCCAACUUGGUCCUUGACAUUAGAGGUAAUUGGACAAAACCAGGUACUGUUGUCUUACUUUAUAAUCGAAAAUAUGAAGACAAUUUAAAUCAACUGUGGGAUUUGAUACCCUUUGGAACAAGUGAUUCUUCUAGUCAAAUCAGUUCGACCAGUGUCUCACUAAAUGAGAAGGAAGAUGAGGACUACUCAUUUAGUUCGGCGACCUAUGCAUUGUAAUUUUAAUUAAAAAAAAAAAAAAAAAAAAA